GGUUGGUUUAAUGUGAGAACGACUAGACUUCGAGAGCACGAGGAUACUUUAACCAACAAUACGCAUGGACAUAUCUGCUGAUAAAUUGUCAGAGUCUAAACAAUGACCCGGAAUAACGUUUGAGUUGAUCAAGGUAAACGGUGCUGGCUGAAACCUGCCCCAGCACUAUACCGCUCCUGAUUUGAGUGAAGGGGACCAGAGUGACGCCUCCUUCUGUGGGACCCCCUCAGCGGACAGACCCCCCCCCUUCCCCCCAUUCCUCCGCAGGCCACCAUGGGUGACGUAGUCAUUGUGAAGGAGGGAUGGCUUCACAAACGAGGAGAGUACAUAAAGACCUGGAGACCCAGGUAUUUCUUGCUGAAGAGCGACGGUACGUUCAUCGGGUACAAGGAGCGACCGCAAGACGUCGACCAACUGGAGACACCGCUCAAUAACUUCUCAGUAGCACCAGAAUGUCAGCUGAUGAAGACGGAGCGGCCCAAACCCAACACAUUCAUCAUCCGCUGCCUGCAGUGGACCACUGUCAUAGAGCGCACCUUCCACGUGGAGAGCCCAGAGGAUAGGGAGCAGUGGACAAAGGCCUUCCAGGAAGUGGCUGAUGGGCUGCAGAAACAGGAGGAGGAGAGGAUGGACUCCUCACCAGACCCCAUGGAGAUGUACCUCACCAAGCCCAAACUCAAAGUGACUAUGCACGACUUUGAAUACCUCAAACUCUUGGGAAAAGGCACUUUUGGGAAGGUUAUCCUGGUGAAGGAAAAAGCAACAGGAAAAUACUACGCUAUGAAAAUCCUCAAGAAAGAAGUGAUCGUGGCAAAAGAUGAAGUAGCACAAACGCUCACUGAAAACAGAGUACUGCAGAACUCCAAACACCCCUUCUUAACGGGUCUGAAGUACUCCUUCCAGACGCACGACCGCUUGUGUUUCGUCAUGGAGUACGCCAAUGGAGGAGAGCUGUUCUUCCACCUAUCACGAGACCGUGUGUUCUCCGAGGAGAGGGCCCGGUUCUACGGAGCGGAGAUCGUGUCGGCGCUGGACUACCUCCACUUGGAGAAGAAUGUGGUUUACAGGGACCUGAAGCUGGAAAACCUGAUGCUGGACAAAGACGGCCACGUCAAGAUCACAGACUUUGGCCUGUGUAAGGAGGGCAUCAAGGACGGGGCCACCAUGAAGACCUUCUGUGGGACGCCAGAGUAUCUGGCCCCCGAGGUGCUGGAGGACAAUGACUAUGGUCGUGCUGUGGACUGGUGGGGUCUGGGUGUGGUCAUGUAUGAGAUGAUGUGCGGUCGGUUGCCCUUCUACAACCAGGACCAUGAGAAGCUGUUUGAGCUGAUCCUGAUGGAGGAGAUCCGCUUUCCUAGAACCCUGGGCCCCGAGGGAAAGUCCCUGCUCUCUGGCCUGCUCAAGAAGGACCCCAGGCAGAGGUUAGGUGGAGGGCCUGAUGACGCCAAGGAGAUAAUGCAGCACAAGUUCUUCGCUGGGAUCGAGUGGCAAGAUGUGUACGGGAAGAAGCUUGUCCCGCCCUUCAAGCCCCAGGUCACCUCGGAAACGGACACCCGCUAUUUUGACGUGGAGUUCACCGGGCAAACCAUCACAAUCACGCCUCCAGGACAAGAUGAUGGCAUGGAGUCUUUUGAUAGCGACAGGAGACCCCACUUCCCCCAGUUCUCCUACUCUGCCAGUGGGACAGCCUGAACCUAAACCUAGAUCCCCUCUCCUCACUCUCUAAUGGACCAUACCCCUUUCACCCUGACCCCACACACACCCCAAUUUCUGACCAGAACACAUCCUCACAGGCCAUCUGACCUCUUUUCACCUUGGAUCUUUUUCUGUAAUUGUUGGGGCACAUCUCAAUUGUCUGGCGUGGCUUCUUAUCCUGGUCUCCUCUUCAGAUGGACAAGGAGAGAAAGGCCACUUUAGACUAUUGAGAGUCAACCUUGGUGUCACCAGUGUUUCAAAUACUGUACUUGUGUUGCUUAGAGGGGAGGUUUCUGUUGCCUGACAAAAGCAACACACUUGGACACAGUGGUGACCGGCCAACCUAAUUGUUCAUGGCAGCAUGAUAUUCCUGUCAAUGAUAGGUAUGCAGCUAGCCUCAAAAGAGAAGCACAUUCAUAAGCAUUCUCUGAAAACUAGCUUUUUAAACGGUACACUAUAUAUUUCUCCAAAUGGUUGUCUUUAUAUUUUGAUGGAGCAAAGGGAAACAUCAGAGCGUGAUCUUUUAGAAAUAGUCCUUCUUCCCAUCUCCAGCUACUAGCCACCACUGCCAUUGUGCUCUCAAAGACUCCCAGGUUUUACACGUUUGCGAGAGGUAACACUAAAGCUCCACACCUGGGUUGUGUUCAGUAGGGCACAACGAAGCAACACGUUUUGAAAUAGAAAAUGUGUUCUUAUUGAACAAGUUCCCGUAGCACCUCAUGUUUGCCUUCUACCAUUUUGUGCCUUCUGAACAACCCUGCCGUCUCUCACCUCUCAAAUGUUGACCCUCCCCAACACACACACUUAGUAGGAGUGAGUGCUAUAGAACUGAAAUGGAGUCUCUGGAAUGAGCUGUUAUUCUACUUUUCUUCAGUGUUAGUGCCUCACCACCUUGCCUAAGUUUUCCUUAGUUCGUGACUACAGUACGAUGUAUCGACAAAACAGUUGGCUCUACUGGAUCACACGAUCAGUGACGUGGUGAAGCACAGUGUGUGGAUCAUAAAGGACAUUUUUGAUGGGUGUAUUGGCUACAUUUAUGAUUUGUGAAAUAGGAUGUUUUCAUGAGAAAUCAUGUGAAUAGCAAUCUUGUGAUUCCUGUACAACUCCAUGGGGAAAAAUUGCUGCUGCAACCACAGUAGGGAAAAUAGGUAUUUUUCCUGAGACAUUUUAUGUUGUAUGGUGAAAUGACUAGAUGUAUAUACUUGUUUUUCUAGAAAGGUCACUAUCUAUUUACCCAGUGAACAAAUGUUGAGUUGGUCCUUGGUUUAUAUUUCUCUAUCAAAGCUGUAGACAUGUACUUCAAAGUACAUUGACAUGAGAAGUAAUAGAACUCACUUUUUAUAUCUAGCGGAAAACCAUGCUAGCUAAAUAAAUAAACUUGUAGAAAACAGAGAUGCCUUUUUCUACCAGCAUGCCAUUGAAUGCGCACACAUGCAUGACUUAAACGGAAGAGUCUGAAGUUCACCUGCCUGUGUAGAUUUUUUAACUAUUUACCAACCAAGCCGUUUCUCCACAAAUAUUGUCUAUGAUUGAGAACACGUCACAGUCCGGACAAUGUAUAACAAAACUCUUAUCAAUGAUCCAGUUCUGGAAAAUAUUCUGAAGACUGUUAGCUUGGUGGAGAGUUUGUGCAAUAACACAGUGCCGUGGUGAGGGGAAAGGAGGGGCAGACAUAAUUGUCACUGGCAUCCUCGUGAGGGUAGAUGAGAGGGGAGGGCAGCAAUGCUGAAACAAAAGAAAUGGUUUGAAAUGAAUGUCUGUCUUAGCUAGAACUGUGACCAAAGUCUUGUUUAGUUUGUGAGAGAUUUACAACCUCACCCUCUGCUUUGUUUUGUUUUGCCCUGACCCUUAACCUUAUCGGAGUAGCACCGAAAGGCAUGCUCAUGUACUGAUUCGAACCUUGUGUACAAAAUUAAUUGUGUGAAUGUUCUGUUCUGCCAACAAAAUGACCUUUUUGUUGUUAUUUCUCAACAGGUAGCCUAUUCUGUGAUUUGUUUGUGUACAUUUUCUUUUUCUAUUGUUUUGCGAUCCUUUCCAGUUAUUGGGUGUUUUCUCCCCAAUGCUUUUAGCAACACCUCAGUGAGGUAACUGUUACAGUACCCUAUAGACAGACUGCUACUGUACAUAGACAGUUACUGUUGCAGGUGAAACAAACCAGACAGGCUGUGACUGACCACCAUCAAGGAAGGAUGACCGUUAAUUUUGUGUGUGUGUGUGUGUGUGUGUGUGUGUGUACACAAGAUUGUGCGGACAUGUCUGUGAGGGCAGCAAUUCAAUGUGUCUCAAUGGUCCUAAUUGAAUCCAAGUGAGGAUAUCUACAUUUUACUUUAAAAUGAUUGAUUGAUCAAGAGGAUAAUUGACUUAGUGUCCUGAUCCCCCAGAUUCUAGGUUUGUCAAGUGUUAAGGCCUUAGUUUAGUCUGAAUAUAAAUUAUUUCUAGAGGAAAUGGUUCAGAAUUUUCACUGAACAAUACAAUUGAUAAUUAAUGGUAAAGAGAUUGUAAAUUUGUAAACGUAUAUUUAAUUUUGUCCCAUUCCAGUUUCGUAUAUUUUUUAUAUUUGCUUUUUAAUUUUAUUGUUUUUUAAAUCAUUGACCUAAUUGUUGCUUAUCGACCAGUCCUCCCCUGAUGAUUCACAAUGUCAGUUGGAGGGGGGAGGGGGUAAGAAUGUUAAAACAAUUUAUAUUUAAGUUAUUUCAUUCCCUUUGAUGUCCCCUUGGCAGAUGAGAAACUGAACAAUUGAAUGCACCAGCUUUUGUGAACAAAUAACAUUUUCCCUCACUGUAUGGGAAUAAAUGUGAUAUUUUACAUUGGGAUUCAGAAAUAAAGA
Coregonus clupeaformis (lake whitefish) is the source of this 4522-nucleotide messenger RNA. RefSeq names its product RAC-alpha serine/threonine-protein kinase-like. Gene Ontology annotation, molecular function: protein serine/threonine kinase activity; ATP binding. The transcript is spliced from 14 exons. Bases 274 to 1692 code for a protein of 472 amino acids. The record is from RefSeq and is a predicted model, not a curated record. NCBI's taxonomy places the organism in Eukaryota, Metazoa, Chordata, Actinopteri, Salmoniformes, Salmonidae. Gene Ontology annotation, biological process: protein phosphorylation.